GCUUGCACAUCGCGCUGGUGAACGGGACAAACGGGCAGCUCCUGAAGACAGCCACCUUCAACAUGUACUCUGGAGAUGUCAAAUUGUUACUGGACUUCCUGAAAGUGAUCCCGCACGGCACCAUCGUCAUGGUCGCCUCCUACGAUGAUCCAGCAACCAAGCUGAACGACGAAGCGCGGACCUUGCUCUCCGAGCUGGGCAGUAGCUACGCGAGCAAGCUGGGCUUCCGAGACAACUGGACUUUCAUCGGCGCCAAAGGGCUCCAGGAGAAGAGCCCCUACGAGCAGCACUUAAAAAACGAUGCGGCGAAAAACAAAUACGACGGCUGGCCCGAGGUUCUGGAAAUGGAAGGCUGCAUACCGAAGAAGAUGGAUUAGCAGUGUCAGAUCUCUGCCCGUCUCGACCCUUAUUUAACCAUCUGUCCCUCGUGGGCUAGGAGAAGGCGCGUUUCCGACUGAAUCCGGCUGUAUGGACUGGUCCCACGACAGCUCAAGUCAACGGUCUGUUUUCAAAUCACCGGCCAGCUCUCAAUGGUGUCUGAACGCUGCUUUAACCCCGUCUAGACUGCGUCAUGCCAGACCCGCUGUGACGUCAGAGUGAGCGUCAAAGCAGAUUUCAGCAGGUGGCCCUAGUAUAUUCAUAACGCACGUGUUGAGCUGAAGGCAGUAAUGUCGAUUUCGGGCAUUGAGUGGGUCUCUGGGUCUGAAAACGUUAAGUGCACAACACGCCUGGGGAAGCAACGUCUUCAGCUUCUGCUACGUGAGUUUUUCAAUGUGAUUUUAACCGGUCAGUCCUCCCGCGCUGUGUCCAAGAACAGAGAGAUCGGAGAGCUUUUCACCGUGCUGACACAGGCCGCACAAGAGCCGAGGGCUGGAGGUCAAAGUCAGGUCAAUGCAACUUUGAAAUGAGAUGUCAUGUCCAUCCAGGGAGGGGAAGAAGCGUGGGAACAGCUUCCUGGCAGGUGGGGUGCUCGCCGUCACUUUGGGUCUUUGAGACAAGUUUGAAUCUCUCUUUAAGCUCAUGCUUUCACCCCGCUCCCAGGAGAAAUUCGAAAGCCUUUCGUGCUCGACCAUCUCAUCGUUUUCUCGGGGCAGGGGCCAUCUUUUCUCUGUGGACGCAUCCAGCACAAAGGGGCUUCUGUCUGUUGUCUCGCAUGCAGGGCCGGCCUGAGCUCUUUUGGCGCCCU
Molecule: messenger RNA, 1186 nt
Organism: Pelodiscus sinensis (Chinese soft-shelled turtle)
Lineage: Eukaryota; Metazoa; Chordata; Testudines; Trionychidae
Source: RefSeq, a predicted model, not a curated record